Molecule: messenger RNA, 291 nt
Organism: Eucalyptus grandis
Lineage: Eukaryota; Viridiplantae; Streptophyta; Magnoliopsida; Myrtales; Myrtaceae
Product: major allergen Pru ar 1-like
Exons: 1
Coding region: 1-291 (96 amino acids)
Biological process (GO): abscisic acid-activated signaling pathway
Cellular component (GO): nucleus; cytoplasm
Molecular function (GO): protein phosphatase inhibitor activity; abscisic acid binding; signaling receptor activity
Source: RefSeq, a predicted model, not a curated record
AUGAAGUACUUGAAGCACAAUGUCGAUGCCCUGGACAAAGAGAAGAUGAUGCAUAGUUACACGAUGGUGGAAGGAGGUGAAUUCGCUGACAAGAUCGAGACGAUCUCUUAUGAAAUCAAGAUGGAGGCAUCUCCUGUUGGGGGCUGUAAGGGCUUGAACGUUAGCAAGUACCACCCAAAACCAGGGGCUUUGAUCAAUGAGGAGGAGAUCAAAGCCGGGAAAGAGAAGGCCACGGCCGUCUUCAAGGCCGCAGAGGCUUAUCUCUUGGCCAACCUCGAGGGCUACGCCUAA